UAAAGCGUUGAUUCCUCUGUUUUCUUGAUACUACUGUAAAGUGAGAGAUUAUUUGAAGAAGAUGGAAAAAACCUACCUGGAACCAAAUGAGGAGCAGUGUAUCUCUAACCCUUUGCUUGGGAGUAGCAAUGAUUCUUCUGUGUCUUCUUAAACCUAAACUUCAGAUACUAAUGUUAGUGAUGUUCUUCUGGGGAGAAAUCAUGUCUAGUGAUCAGAAACAGGUCUUCAGGGUGGCAGAACAAACUGAAGAAUCAAAAGAUACUCUUAAAGAACUUGCAGAAAAUGUUAGAAAUGUCACAGCUUUAGUUGACAUAAUCACAGAAGGACUAGACGUUAAAACUGCAGAUUUGGAUUAUAUUAAAAUGAAAAAUAGCACAUCUGGUUCUGGGGAGAAGAAAACUAAAUUUCAGCCAAUGUUCUCAGUGUUUCUGAUAGAAUUGAUCUUGGUCCUGUUUAGCAACCUCUCCACACUCAUGAUUAGAAGCUACAAGAACUCCAUCCCUCUCGUUAAACUCAAUAUGAUCAUUCUUAUUAGUUAUUACGUGGUGGAGCUGGGUAACUUUGUUCUGAUUUGCCAGGGAUGUUGUAUGAUGUAUUGUUCUCUUGUUUCCCAUCUCCCAAUGUUCAUGGCAUAUUCAGUUAGCUUUCUCCUUGACAACGCAGGACUCAUUGGAACCGGACUCUACAUUCAGAUUGCUGCCUUUAGGGUUUAUGCAGUAGUUAGUUUUGGGCGGUUCUUUGGAUUUGACCCAAGUUCAAGUUCCAAACUUAUUGUUGUCCUGACAUCAAUACUCUACCUUCCUGUUAUACUAUGGUUUCUAUCUCAGCAGAUCAGCUCAGGUUAUGUGUCACCAAUGAACUCAUUUCUAACUGGUAAACCAGCUUCUCUUACAAUCAACCCUACAGCUAUAUUUCAUGCUGCACACAUGUUCAUUUGUGUGGUGUUCAUGAUCGUCUCCUAUGUGUUCAUCAACUUCUUCCUCAGCAGAAAACACAGUAUUGAGGUCUCCAUGGCAGAAAAGAACAACCCUUCGAAAAACAUGUUCUCUCUGAAAACAUUAAUGACAGGGGGCUCCAUGGGCUUCGCGAUACUAAUGGUUAUAAUCUACUUCCAGCAAAAGCAGCAAUCAUUUCCAAUUGGUGCUGUGUUUACAAGCCUGUUCAUAUGUUUAGCCAAUUCUUAUUAUGCUAGUAAAGCUCACAUCUCGGAAUACUUCCUGGCCAAAAUCAAGAGACAAGAGAGCAGUUUGUCAUAUCUUGUACCGAUUGUCCAAAUUCCAGCUCAAUUCAGUAAUUUUUUUCAAAAAUCUAAUCAAAUCAAUGUUAUUGGUUAGGUCAAUGAAAACAUUGUUUCCACUAAUAGAAAAGGACACAUGUUUUCCAACAGAAACUAAAAGAUCACAAUACCCAAUAGUUGCACAAAUAUUGAAUUCUAUAUCUUGUUGUGAAGUGCACAGCAAAAUGUGAUUCCUGUCAUCAGUGGGAUUUUGGAAUCAACAAUGUUCUAUUGAUGAAUUUGAACAGUAAACCUUGUUCAUAUUACUUUAAAAAUUAAAUUUCCCUUGUAAGGUU
Messenger RNA from Eurytemora carolleeae, 1572 nucleotides. RefSeq lists its product as uncharacterized. The record is from RefSeq and is a predicted model, not a curated record. The transcript is spliced from 5 exons. NCBI's taxonomy places the organism in Eukaryota, Metazoa, Arthropoda, Copepoda, Calanoida, Temoridae. The coding region runs from base 87 to 1334 and encodes 415 amino acids.